AUGCUAGCUGCUGUCGUCGAGAAGUUCGGCGAGCCGUACCGAAUGAAGCGCAUCUCACGACCCUCGUCGCCACAAGGCCAGGACAUACUGCUCAAAGUCCUCGCCGCCUCAUACUGCCACACGGAUGCUGUGUUUGCCUCUGGUGGACUAUCCCAGACCCUGCCACGCAUUGGUUGCCACGAAUUUGCCGGCCGAGUUCUCGAGGUCGGGCCAAACGUCCCAAAGACCCGUGGCAUCUUUGCUGGCCUUCACGUCGGCGUCCCAGGUCGAGCCUAUCAUCCAUGCGGGACGUGCUACGAGUGCCAGAACACAGGCCAUGAUGAGAUAGGCUACUCCCCGUACUGUUCACAGGCAGGCAAUCUGGGCUUGACAGAGGAUGGUGGUUUCCAGGAGUACUGUCUCGUCGAUAGCCGUCAAGUCGCACCUCUCCCCGAAGGCCUCUCGCCGCUACAGGCAGCACCAUUGAUGUGUGCCGGGCUUACUAUCUGGUCAGCCUUGCGUCAUGACGCGGUGCAGCGCGCAAGCACGGUAGGGAUCCUUGGCGCUGGCGGAGGGCUUGGACACUUGGGGGUUCAGUUCGCUGCACGCCUGGGCAAAAGGGUCCUGGCCAUUGAUGCGAACGAUGCGGCAUUGGCGCAUCUAAAGCAAGUCAAGCAUAGCCUGGGCUCUGUUGGGACCUCGGUUCACGUGGCAGAUGCACGCACCCUGAAUGUGGAUGAGACCAAAGCCAUCUGGGAGGAGUCAUCGACAAAGCUUCCCACCGAGAUCGGCCUCGAUACUAUCAUCCUGCUACCAGAGUCUCAGAAAGCCUUUGACCUAGGGGUGCAGCUGUUGAGAGAUCAUGGCACGAUGAUUGUACUUAGCUUCCCGAAAGAGAAGCUCUCCGUCCGUGCUCAUGACUUGGUCUUUCGAGAUAUUAGGCUGGUUGGAAGCUUGGUCGGAAGAAACACGCAACUCAGGGAGAUGCUGGACUUUGUCGUAGAAAAUGGGGUGAAAGCUUCGGUCAAGGCAUAUCCCUUUGAGCAGCUCAAUGAGCUAGUAAGGGACAGCAAGCAAGGAGCCAGCGGGAAACUGGUCAUCGACAUGACUCUGUAA
Messenger RNA from Fusarium keratoplasticum, 1095 nucleotides. Its product is annotated as PKS-ER domain-containing protein. Gene Ontology annotation, molecular function: oxidoreductase activity. The coding region runs from base 1 to 1095 and encodes 364 amino acids. Lineage: Eukaryota; Fungi; Ascomycota; Sordariomycetes; Hypocreales; Nectriaceae. The record is from RefSeq and is a predicted model, not a curated record. The transcript has a single exon.